Molecule: messenger RNA, 7170 nt
Organism: Periophthalmus magnuspinnatus
Lineage: Eukaryota; Metazoa; Chordata; Actinopteri; Gobiiformes; Gobiidae
Product: retinal-specific phospholipid-transporting ATPase ABCA4-like
Biological process (GO): lipid transport; transmembrane transport
Cellular component (GO): membrane; intracellular membrane-bounded organelle
Molecular function (GO): ATP binding; lipid carrier activity; ABC-type transporter activity
Source: RefSeq, a predicted model, not a curated record
AUGAAGACCGGCUCUCAGGUCCGCCUGCUCCUCUGGAAGAACUGGACUCUGCGCAAACGCCAGAAGAUUCGGUUCCUGGUUGAAAUCAUCUGGCCGGCGGUUUUAUUUAUCGGUCUGGUGUGGCUCAGAAAGGCAAACCCCCUGUACCAGCAGCAUGAGUGUCAUUUCCCAAACAAGGCCAUGCCCUCGACUGGGAUCCUGCCGUGGAUCCAGGGAAUUUUCUGUAAUGCCAACAACCCUUGUUUCCGACACCCGACCAGAGCAGAGGGCCCGGGCGUGGUGUCCAACUACAACAACUCCCUACUGGCACGUUUUUACUCAGAUCUCCAGGAGCUGGUUCUCAAUGACACAGACGUGCAUCAGCUGCGCCGGAUUUGGAGCGAAAUGUCAGCAUUCUCAAACUUCAUGGAGACGCUUCGUCACAAUCCUUCUUCAGUAUCAGGCCGUGGGCUUAAAGUAGAAGACAUUUUGAAAGAUGAUGAAGACUUCACAUCCUUCUUGUUGAGAGACGUCCACCUCACGGAGUCUGUGGUCUACCAGCUUGCCAAUGCACGGAUACGACUGGAACAAUUUGCGUAUGGUAUUCCGGACCUGCAGCUCAAAGACAUUGCGUGCAGUCAGGCUCUGUUGGAGAGGUUCCUGAUCUUCCCCAGUCGCCACGGGUUACACAGUGUGAGAAACGCCAUGUGCGCCCUGAGCCAGCAAAGUCUGCAGACCAUAGAGGACGUGCUCUAUGCCAACCUCGACUUCUUCAAGAUAUUCAGACUGAUGCCUCAGGUGAUGGACAGUAGCGCUCAGGGCAUCGACCUCCACUACUGGGGCCGUGUCUUCAAGGCUUCAUCUGACAGAGUCAGACUGCUGCUAACUCAGGACAGUUCUCAGGAUUUGUUUCGGUCUCUGGCCCCUCUGCUCCAGGCUGGGGGCCCCUCCACGUUCUCCCAGCUCAUGUCCAGUGUGUCAGGCCUGUUUUGUGGGUAUCCGGAGGGAGGGUGGUCCAGGGUCCUCUCCUUCAACUGGUACGAAGACAACAACUACAAAGUGUUUCUGGGCGUUAACGGGACCAAGAGCCAAAACUAUGUCUAUGACGAGACUGCAUCUCCCUUCUGUAACUCCCUGAUGGAAACUCUGGAGUCAAACCCAAUCACAAAGAUUGUAUGGAGCUCCGUGAAGCCACUGCUGAUGGGAAAGAUCCUGUACACACCCGACUCCCCCGCAGUACACAGGAUCCUCAAGAGUGCCAACACCACAUUUGAGGAGCUGGAGCGACUGAUGGUGAUGUUUAAAUCCUGGGAGGAGCUGGGGCCUCAGAUCUGGAACUUCUUCCACAGCAAUGUCCAGAUGAACAUGAUCCGGGACACCCUCAGAAACCCGACAGUCACUCAUUUUAUGGACAAAAGUUUGGCGGAGACUGGUUUUCAGACCAAAGACAUCCUGAACUUUCUGCACAAUGGCCCAGAAGAGCAGCGAGAGCCUGGGAUGGCCAACAUGGACUGGAGAAACAUCUACAACCUCACAGACCAAGUCAUACGAAUGAUCAACCAGUAUGGAGAGUGCAUCAGCCUGGAUAAGUUUGUCCCUCACACUGAUGAGUCCCAGAUGACCUACCAUGCUCUGCACCUUCUAGAGCACAACAAGUACUGGGCAGGUCUGGUCUUCAUGGACAUGUUUCCCUGGACCACCACUGUCCCCCCUCACGUCAGGUACAAGAUCCGAAUGGACAUCGACGCAGUGGAGAGGACCAAUAAGAUCAAGGACAGAUAUUGGGACCCGGGCCCCAGAGCAGCCCCUAUGGAGGACCAGCGGUACAUUUGGGGCGGCUUCGCGUACCUCCAGGACAUGAUCGAACACGGCAUCAUCAAACUGCACACAGGCAACGACUGGCCCCUGGGCGUCUAUGUACAACAGAUGCCCUACCCGUGCUACGUGGACGAUGUGUUCAUGAUCACCCUGAACCGGUGCUUUCCGAUGUUCAUGGUUUUGGCCUGGAUUUACUCGGUCUCCAUGACGGUGAAGAGCAUCGUCCUGGAGAAAGAGCUGAGGCUGAAGGAGACGCUCCGAGUCAUGGGUGUAGACAGUGGGGUGCUCUGGUACACCUGGUUCAUCGACAGCUUUAUCAUGAUGACAGCCAGCACCGUUCUGCUCACUGCGAUUAUCAUGGGUGGUAAAGUGUUGAACUACAGUGACCCUCUCCUGGUCUUCUUCUUCCUGUUGACCUUCACUGUGGCGACCAUCAUGCAGUGCUUCCUCCUCAGUGUGUUCUUUAAUAAGGCGAACCUGGCAGCGGCCUGCAGUGGUAUCAUCUACUUCACCUUGUACCUGCCCCAUGUGCUGUGCCUCGCCUGGCAGGACCGCAUCACCCGCAACAUCAAACUGGCAGCGAGCUUGUUGUCUCCGGUAGCGUUUGGUUUUGGGACAGAGUACUUGUCACGGUAUGAGGAGCAGGGCCUGGGUCUCCAGUGGGACAACAUCCAGACCAGUCCAUUAGAAAAGGACUCAUUCUCCUUCCUCUCCUCAAUCCUCAUGAUGAUGUUUGAUGCUGUCCUCUAUGCCAUCCUCGCCUGGUAUCUGGACAAUGUAUUUCCAGGACAAUAUGGCAUCAGCCGACCAUUCUACUUCCCACUGCAGCCUUCUUAUUGGUCCAGACCUGCCCCAUCACACAGUGAAUCACCCCAUCAAGAUGUUGAAAGGCCGGAGCCCAAUCGUGCAGAUAAAGACACAGAAAGCGCAGACAUUCCAGAUAUGUCCAACUGUAAUGGAUCAGGCAGCCGAAAAACCUGUAAACACCAACACAAACGAGACAGGAUCACGAGAGAGAGAGAGGUACUGAGGCAACAAGAGGACAGCCCACACAUGGAGGAGGUCCCAGAGUCCAACAAUGAAGGUCAGCUGUUCUUUGAGUCCGACCCGGUUGGUCCCGUGAUGGGGGUGCAGAUCCAGGAUUUGGUGAAGGUUUUCGACGGCAGCUCUCGUCCUGCAGUUAACCACCUCAACAUCAACUUCUACGAGGGACAGAUCACCUCUUUCCUCGGACACAACGGAGCAGGGAAAACAACCACACUUUCGAUCCUGACUGGCCUAUUCCCUCCCACCUCUGGCACUGCCUUCAUCAACGGCAGAGACAUCCGCACUGACAUAGACCUGAUCCGUAACUCUCUGGGGAUGUGUCCACAGUACAACAUCCUCUUCAAACACCUGACGGUGGAAGAGCACAUCUUGUUCUACUCUCUGAUAAAAGGUCGCUCUCAGGCUGAGGCAGAGCAGGAGGUGGAGGACAUGCUGCUGGACCUGGGUCUGCCGCACAAGAGACACGAUGAAGCCCAGAAUCUGUCUGGUGGGAUGCAGAGGAAGCUGUCUGUUGCCAUGGCGUUUGUCGGAGGGUCAAAGGUCGUGAUUUUGGAUGAACCCACAUCAGGAGUGGACCCGUAUUCAAGGAGGUCCAUUUGGGAUCUGUUACUCAAGUACCGGACAGGCCGUACUGUGAUCCUGUCCACUCACCACAUGGACGAGGCUGAUCUGCUCAGUGACAGAAUCGCCAUCAUCUCUCAGGGACGGCUCCACUGCUGCGGCUCCCCUCUCUUUCUCAAGAACUGCUUCGGACUGGGCUUCUACCUCACUCUAGUGCGCCGCAUGAAGGACCUGAGGCGGAGAGAGAAUGAGUGUGACUGCACCUCUGAUUGCUCCUGUGGCUGCUCCAUCUGUACGGCCUAUAAGGAACAGUCCCAGAAUCUGUCCCAGCACCAAGACAGGGUCAUGGAAGGAGACAUUGAGACCAUCACCAGUCUGAUCCACCACCACGUCCCAGAGGCUAAGCUCAUAGAGACCAUCGGACAGGAGCUGACAUACCUUUUGCCCAAUAAAAACUUCAAGCACCGCGCCUACGCCAGCCUGUUCAGAGAGCUGGAGGAGACUCUGGGGGAUAUGGGCCUCAGCAGCUUCGGCAUCUCUGACACUUCACUAGAGGAGAUUUUCAUAAAGGUCACUGCAGACGGAGAGGCGGUGAAUAAUGCCACCACUGCAGAGCAGUGGAUGUUACAGCACAGGAAAAGCAGCAGCAGAACGGCCUCAGAAAAUGAAGAGCACAACGGCGCCACCAGUGGGGCGGGAGGCAGCAGUGCAGGGAAAGGCUCCAGACAGGUGAAAGGUUCCAGGCUCAUCCUCAAACAGUUCUGUGCUCUGAUCAUAAAGAGGUUUCACCACGCCACACGCAGCACCAAGGAUUUCCUCGCACAGAUUGUACUUCCUGCCAGUUUUGUCCUGAUAGCCUUAAUCUUCACCACGAUUGUCCCACCUUUUGGAGAGUACCCUGCUCUCACUCUGAGCCCCUGGAUGUACGGAUCACAGUUUACUUUUGUCAGUAAUGAGCAGCCCCAUGACCUGAGGAUGAAGCGGUUCACUGAGCGCCUGUUGAAUCCUCCAGGACUGGGUACUCGCUGUAUGGAGGGAGAACCACUCGGAAUGCCCUGUAGUAACGAUACUUCAGAGUGGGUGUACCCAGACAUCUCCCCGGAACUUGCCACUGUUUUUGAGAGCUCUAAUUGGUCGACUUUGGACCCCUCCCCCUCCUGUGAGUGCAGCAGUACCAGGCGUUUGACUAUGAUGCCCGUGUGUCCCCUCGGAGCAGGAGGACCACCCCCAAAACAGCGUCAGGAGCGAAGCGGGGACACCAUGUUGGAUCUCACAGAGAGGAAUAUAUCUGAUUAUCUGGUCAAAACCUACCCCAGCCUCAUCAGGACCAGCCUGAAAAGCAAAUAUUGGGUCAAUGAGCAAAGAUAUGGAGGUCUGUCAAUAGGAGGCCGGCUUCCCAUUCUGGAUGUAAAACCAGGUGACAUCCAGGAGGUCUUCUCUCAAAUUGGACGAAUAGUCAACAUCACUGCAGGCCAUCGCUCCAGAGAGGCCUUGAGGAACAUUGGACCAUUCUUGAAGUACAUGGAAAGUGAAUACAAUAUAAAGGUCUGGUACAAUAACAAAGGCUGGCAUGCUAUGGUGUCCUUCAUGAACGUAGCGAACAAUGCCAUCCUCCGCGCCUUCCUCCCUCCUCACGCCAAACCUGUGGAGUACGGAAUCACAGCUGUCAAUCACCCGCUCAACCUGACCAAGGAACAGCUGUCAGAAGUGACUGUAUUGAAGACUUCAGUAGAUGCAGUAGUUGCCAUCUGUGUUAUUUUCGCCAUGUCCUUCGUCCCGGCCAGUUUUGUCUUAUACCUGAUCCAAGAGCGUGUGACUAAAGCCAAACACCUGCAGUUUGUCAGCGGGGUCAGCCCUCUGAUUUACUGGAUCGCCAACUUCAUAUGGGACAUGGUAAAUUACUGUCUGAGCACAGCGAUGGUGGUGGGGAUUUUCAUGGCAUUUGAUAAGAAAUGCUACACUUCACCAACAAACCUGCCAGCGCUGAUAACACUACUGCUCCUCUAUGGGUGGUCAGUGACGCCCAUGAUGUAUCCCAUGUCCUACAUCUUUAACGUCCCGAGUACGGCUUAUGUGUCUCUAUCCUGUAUAAACCUGUUCAUAGGAAUCAAUAGCAGCGCCAUCACCUUCGUCCUGGAGCUCUUUGAGAACAACAGGGCGUUGCUGGCUUUUAACGAAUGGCUGAAGAAUUUCCUGCUGAUUUUCCCUCAUUUCUGUUUGGGACGCGGUCUGAUCGACAUGGCCAUGAACCAGGCAGUAACCGAGGUCUACGCCAGAUUUGGAGAGGAGCACAGAGCCGACCCAUUUAGAUGGGACUUUGUGGGCAAAAACAUGGCUUUUAUGGCUGUGGAAGGAAUUUUUUACUUUGUCCUCAAUCUGCUCAUUCAGUAUCGCUUCUUCAUGGAGCACUGGUUCCCUGUGAGUCCAAACACGGGGCCAGUUAUCGAUGAUGACAACGAUGUGGCAGAAGAGAGACGGAGAAUUUACGAAGGAGGCAGCAAGUCGGACAUUCUGCAAAUCAGAGACCUCUCCAAGACAUAUGUGGGCAGGAAGAGGGCAGCGGUGGACCGGAUUUGUGUAGGAGUUCCAGCAGGAGAGUGUUUUGGUCUGCUGGGAGUGAAUGGAGCAGGGAAGACAACGACCUUCAAAAUGUUGACGGGUGACACCGACGUGAGCUCAGGGGAGGCCUCUGUGGCGGGAUACAGCAUCCUGACCCAGAUCCUGGAUGUGCACCAGAACAUGGGCUACUGUCCUCAGUUUGACGCCAUAGAUGACCUGCUGACAGGACGGGAGCACCUGUACCUGUACGCCCGCCUCAGGGGGGUCCCGGAGUCCGAAAUCCCCAGAGUGGCAGAGUGGGGCAUACAGAAGCUGGGUCUGUCUGAAUACGCAGGUCGCUGUGCAGGGACGUACAGCGGAGGAAACAAGCGCAAACUGUCCACCGCCAUCGCCAUGAUCGGAUGCCCCGCCCUCGUGCUGCUGGAUGAGCCCACGACGGGGAUGGACCCUCAUUCCAAGCGCUUCCUGUGGAACGCCAUCAUGAGUGUGAUCCAGGACGGGCGAGCUGUGGUGCUGACUUCACACAGUAUGGAGGAGUGUGAAGCUCUGUGCACUCGUUUGGCCAUCAUGGUCAAUGGCACCUUCAAGUGUCUGGGAACUAUUCAACAUCUCAAAUACAAAUUUGGAGAUGGAUAUGUGGUGACCAUGAAGAUAAAGGCAGCUAAAGCAGGCCAGAGCCCAGAGCUGGAGCCAGUGGAGAUGUUUAUGGAGAGCAGCUUCCCAGGCUGUGUUCAGAGGGAGAAACACUAUAACACGCUACAAUACGAGAUCUGCUCCUCCUCGCUCGCUCGCAUCUUUCAGCUCGUUGUGUCCAACAAAGAUCGACUCAGCAUAGAGGACUACUCUGUGUCACAGACCACACUGGACCAGGUGUUCAUAAACUUUGCUAAGCAGCAGACAGGAGAGGAUGAAGACACAAGACGAAUAGCUGCAGGGAGGAAAGACGUCAAAAUCUGCCCCACCAAAAGGAAAACAUGAACAAAUAUAUCCACUUUUUAAACUUGCGCAUCAACUCAUCAUAAUACACAACAGCAUUUAUAUAUCUGAUGUUAGCACAAGCUGUAACUGGGUUGUACAUAUGUGUAAAUACAUAAUCUGUUCUAUGUUUAUUGUCAAUUUGCACUUUAGCAGCUUGGUUUUGCAAUAUUCUCUCUAUUAAAGGGCCUAUAUGACUGUAUAUCUCUUCUUUCUAUUUCUCCAAACAAC